AUGAGUCACCAUCAUCAUCAUCACCAUUGUCCAAAGUCAACUGGACUCACCUAUUUACUCUGGUUCUUCUUUGGUGUAUUUGGAGUACAUAGAUUCUAUUUACAACGUUAUGUCUCUGGUUUCAUUUAUUUGUUCACAUUAGGUAUUUUCGGUAUUGGAUGGCUUGUAGAUUUGUUUUUGAUUCCAUCGAUGGUUCGUCAUUUCAACAACCACUACUUCUCAGAGGAAACCGUCAUCGUUGCACCAGCUCCAAUUAUCUACCAAAACCAACCAUACCAACCAUACCAACCACAACCACAACAAUACUAUGCUUACGGUGCUCCACAGGUUCAACAGGUUCAACCAGUCCAACCAUACCAACCACAACCAGCUCCAUACAAUCCACCAGCUUAUUAA
Heterostelium album PN500 is the source of this 396-nucleotide messenger RNA. Its product is annotated as TM2 domain-containing protein. The coding region runs from base 1 to 396 and encodes 131 amino acids. The transcript is spliced from 2 exons. NCBI's taxonomy places the organism in Eukaryota, Evosea, Eumycetozoa, Acytosteliales, Acytosteliaceae. The record is from RefSeq and is a predicted model, not a curated record.